Messenger RNA from Cyprinodon variegatus (sheepshead minnow), 3138 nucleotides. Its product is annotated as ETS-related transcription factor Elf-1-like. The transcript has 8 exons. Gene Ontology annotation, molecular function: DNA-binding transcription factor activity, RNA polymerase II-specific; sequence-specific DNA binding. Bases 479 to 1777 code for a protein of 432 amino acids. NCBI's taxonomy places the organism in Eukaryota, Metazoa, Chordata, Actinopteri, Cyprinodontiformes, Cyprinodontidae. Gene Ontology annotation, cellular component: nucleus. The record is from RefSeq and is a predicted model, not a curated record. Gene Ontology annotation, biological process: cell differentiation; regulation of transcription by RNA polymerase II.
GGGAAGCAACAACUGACAUCUCUGAUCUUAACUGUGUGCGUCACUCCCUCUCUGGUUCCUGGGAAUCCACAGAAAGGAAACUGAUCCCAGGUCUGCGAGCAGAUGAGGGCUCUUAGUUUGUCAGAUGUAAUGAGAACAAUUUCCGUUCCUCUCUCAGGCAACUGCUGCUCGGUCACACACAGAAAGGAGCUGUAUAGAUAAGGUUCAGUCAGACCACAGGACAGUUCAGCCACCACUUCCUCAUCAAGAAUCGAAGCAGAGCAACAUGAGUUUCCUGUGACGCCACGCUGUCUCUGGUCAAUUAGUGUAGCUGUUUGCAUCCCUCCUCCUCAGACAGGCUGUUGAGUACAUCUACUGUUGCCAGCGGAGAGUUUCUCCCCAGGAAGACUCAGAAACACCUCCUGCUUAUUCAGAUCUAUGUUGGAGAGAUCUCUGAUGUUGUUUCCAUGACGUUUGAGUUGAACCAGGACAUACAACCAUGCUUCAGCAGCCGGAGCUCAUCUUUGACUUCGCCAGCGACCAUUUUAACUCAUCGCAGAUGGGGAGUUAUCUGGAGUACCCUGCAGUAGUUGUGGAACAGGUUCCUCAUCAACACCUGCUGUCAUACACUGGUCUGACCGAUGAACAGUCACAGACAGAGGAUCACCAUGAGCUACUUAAAGUGGAGCCAUGUGAGAGCGGAGAGGAGGAGACCAUGGAGACGCUUGUUGCUGCUGACUCGCUCCUUAACAUGGACUGCGUUGACACUCUCUCCCUGGAACAGCACUACUCCCAGGCUUUCUUACCCUCUCUGAGCGAUGUCAUCACCGCUCCCGUUACCCAGGUAACCGUGUCCGCCGAGGGGGUUGUAGGAGCCAUUGACCAGUCGCAGUGGUUGAACGGAGAAAGGCCCGCGGCGCAGCUGCAGUCUAAAAAGAGGGGUAAAAAAGCUCGACAUCGGAGGGCAGAGUCUCCUACACCAGAUAUAAAAGUAAAAAAGGACAAAUACAACAAAGGAGGGAACACCCUCUACCUGUGGCAGUUUCUGAUGGAGCUGCUGCAGGACAGACAGGUCUGUCCUCGUUACAUCAAAUGGACCGAUCCGCAGGCGGGCAUCUUCAAGCUGGUCAACUCCAAAGCAGUGGCCAGGCUGUGGGGCAAACACAAGAAUAAACCAGACAUGAAUUAUGAGACCAUGGGAAGAGCGCUCAGGUACUACUACCAGAGGGGCAUCCUGAACAAGGUUGAGGGCCAGCGCCUCGUUUACCAGUUCACCUCUCUGCCUGAAGACAUGGUCUACAUCACAGAUGGAGACUGCGGCAAAGAGGAGGAAGACGACGACCACGACAGAAGUGGAAACGAUGAAGGCCUGAGUGACAGCUCCGUCUCUAGUGACCAGUCUGCUGGAGAAGAGGAGGAGGAAGAGGAAGAUGAUGAGGAGGAUUCCCAGCCGCCGCUGAAGAAAACUCUGCUGGUCUCUUCGCGGGCCACGCCAACACCGCGCCCCAGAUCGGCUCCCAAGCUAUCGGCUCAGCGCGACACCGUCCUGCGGCCCGCCGGCACCAGCCUGAUCCAGGAGCAGCACCUGCCCAUCGUGUCGGCCGAGAUGCUGAGGACGCUGCAGAACCUGCAGAAGGUCCGCUCCCUUCAGCCCGCCGGGCAGGCGUCCGUCUUCAAGACGGCUCAGCUGCUGGGGAGUCUGUGCGAGCGGCAGGCUGCGACUGAAACGGAGGGUAAAGGGGUGCAGCGGAGGUCCCCGUCUUCACACCUGGUGCCUCCAACAAGCUCCCACCAGUGAAUACAGAUAGAACCUCUGCUUUACCUUCAGACACACAUACGCCCGGUCACUCCACUGACUCAGGAACUCUUCCACAGCUGUACUUUGCUGCAACACCUUAAUGCUAAAACGAAAAAGCAAAACUUUUUCAUCUAGAUUUGUUUUUUCCUUCAUCCAAGGCAUGAAUUCGAUGUCUCUUUAUCAUCUUUAUUCAGACAAUAUUUGCAAAAAGUCCAGAUGGACUUCAAGGUGAUAGAGCCUUAGAAGAUGUCCUUUAAUUUGUACACUUUGUUGUAUUUUGUAUCUCUAAGCUACUCAAGACACCAAAGACAGACAUGCACUGGAAUCCACAGCCUCUCUGCAGCUCCUGCAGACACAUCCUCUGCUUGCACUUCCAACUUCAGGUUUCCUGGAGUCAUUUAUUACGCAAUCACUCUAUUUUUCACUUCUCUUUUUUUUUAAAUCAUAUUAUUUAAUGUAUGAUCACAUGCUGAAUCAUUCCUUUGCCUUCAAAGCAGCUUAUUUUGCACUAUGAUCCUCACUCUGCUGUAUGUUUCUUCUCUAAGUGCCUGAAAGUCUUGAUCCCGCUUUUCUCUUUAUCUGAUAAUCAUGGGAUUAGUAAGGGAAAACACAUUCCAUACUAUUAUUAUUAUUAUUAUUGUUGUUAUUGAUAUUACUGUGGUUUUUUAUGCUAUAUGAAUUUGUAUUGUGAGAUGUUAAAACAAGGGAUGGCUUUUUGCUGCUGUUAAAUGUUUGGCCCUUCUUUUCUUGACAAUCACAAGUGAAGUGCUUCUUAUAAUGAAUUUGCAUUGUAACUGUAAAGUCUCACUGCAUAUAUAAGCCUUGGUAUCUACACAGGUUGUAUAUUAUAUUCUGUAUGUUUGAUUGUGCUCCUGCUCCGUUGCCAUACCCAUAUCUCCUCCCCUCAGGUUCAUUUAUUUUUCUACUCUGCAGCGACCGUGUCCUCUGUGCGAGGAGUUUAACGGCCGACUGUUGAUAAUGAAGUAAUUAUUCCAGAGUUUCCUCCUGUCUUAGUCUUAAUGUAGCCUCUCAAAGCCAGCCUGCAACAUUCACCUCACUCUGGCUUUAAAUUCUGCUCUGCAGGAGCAAGGCUGCCGUUUGUCAGGCUAAACGUGGUUAGGAGAUGCUGACGCAAUGACUGUGCCUUUGCCUGUAGGGAGCCGCUAUGCAAAACUGCUUCUCACUUUAUUAAGCCAUUUGUCUCUGAUUCUCCUCACCUGCCCUUUCUUGCUGUCUCCUGGUGCUGUUUUUAACAGUAUAGGGCCAAAGCUUUAGGCAGAGGAUGACAGAUUUUCUGUUGCCUUCUUUCUUGUGUAUGUUUCCUUUAAUGUUUUCCAAAGAAGUGAAUAAAAUAAGACAAA